CUUAUCCGGAUCAUUGAGCGCUGGGAAGAUAAUUGGGAUCGGCGGCCGCGGUGGGACGAUGUCGACGUACGAGAAGACGCUGAUUCCUCCGCUGAACUUCUCCAUGGUGGACUCUGGUGUAUACCGUUCAGGGUUCCCGAACAAGAAGAACCAUGCGUUCCUGCAGCAACUCGGCCUCCGGUCGGUCUUGUACCUGUGCCACCAGGAGCAUCGCCCCGAGAACAUCGUGUUCUUUGAAGAAAACAACAUUCAAAUCUUCCAAUGUCCCAUCGACGGCAACAAAGAACCGUUCUUGGGCAUCCACCCCGAAGCCAUGAUCAACGCACUGCGCCACUUGCUGGAUGUGCGCAACCACCCCAUCCUCGUCCAAUGCACCAAGGGAACAGUAAGCCGCCGACACUUUUCCUCAUCAACAUGCAAGCAGCACUAACGUUGCCCAUCAUGACUGUAGCAUCGCACUGGAUGUGUGGUCGGGUGCCUCCGCAAGGUGCAAUACUGGUCGCUCACUUCCAUCAUCGACGAAUACUGCCGCUUCGCCGGUCCGCGCAUGCGCCUCCUGGACCAGCAGUUCAUCGAGUUCUUUUCCCCAGUCAUCGACUACGACGCGUCCCACGCACCACGAUGGCUCUAUUGAGCUCAUAUUAUAUACACAUGUCUACUACAGCACCGAGUCUUCUUGCGUGGCGCUGCCACUGCUCGUGCUGUCAUUGUUGGCGCCGUCGCGGGUCAUGGCGCGCGAAAUGUCGGCCACCUGCGUGCUCCACGCACAACAUUAAUACACACACAUCACCCUUCCUUUUGUCAUGCAUCUUACCUUUUCUGCGGCAGCCACGAGCGCAUCUUGGUCCGCCUCUGCCGCCUUG
Messenger RNA from Aphanomyces astaci, 863 nucleotides. RefSeq lists its product as hypothetical. The transcript is spliced from 3 exons. Bases 59 to 430 code for a protein of 123 amino acids. Gene Ontology annotation, molecular function: phosphatase activity. Gene Ontology annotation, cellular component: cytoplasm. NCBI's taxonomy places the organism in Eukaryota, Oomycota, Saprolegniomycetes, Saprolegniales, Verrucalvaceae. The record is from RefSeq and is a predicted model, not a curated record.